UACCGCAAGUGCAAUUUUAUUUGCUCUUUGAUAUGCAAAGAAUAGAUGAAUUGCAAGUGGUCAACUCCGCCAGACCUUCACUGGCUUCAGCUUCACUGUCAGUAUUUCUGCCGUACAGUUACAUAUUAGGUACUUAAAGCGUAGGCUUUUAAGCCGAAAACUGAAGCAACUUGGAAAUUUUUACAUCAGUUAAAGAAACAUAGUGCUAUCAAAAAAAAUUGAAGCAUUUACCUACUGCGCAGUGUCUUUAUUAUUUAUUCAUUAUUUAUUAUUAAAAUAAAGUAUUGGUUAUCAUUAAUAUUUUGACAUUUAUAUUAAUAUAUGGUUCUUUGUUUCAUGUUCACAUGGCCCUGUGUUUCCUUUUAUUUAGGUUGGACUGCAGUUGCAACUUGGAAGUGGAUAGCCAAUGAUGACAAUUGUGGGAUAUGUCGAAUGCCAUUUGAUGGAUGCUGCCCCGACUGUAAACUGCCAGGAGAUGACUGUCCCCUAGUCUGGGGCCAGUGCUCACAUUGUUUCCACAUCCACUGCAUUGUGAAAUGGCUGAACUCCCAACAGAUAAACCAGCUUUGUCCAAUGUGCAGACAAGAAUGGAAGUUUAAAGAAUGAACUAUGUGUAGGUCUUCUUGAAAGACUUAUUCUUCCAAGCAGGAAAUCCUGUGUCAACCAUCUUCAUGCUGUGACCAAGCAUUAAUGGAUACCAAGGGCAAUAAUCUGAAGUGUCAAAGACCCAGGUCAAGAAUUGACAAAAUAUUCUAAAAUGUAUCAAAAAUCAUUCACAUUAUCCACAAUUUUUUAUGUCUUUUGAGAAAACUAUUUUCAGGCAAAUAUCAGUCCCAAAGAGUUAUAUAAUUUGUUUCAAAUUUCUUUAGAAGUCAAAUGAGUGAAGGUCAUUUGGAAAGCUUAUGUGGCUCAUGCAGACUAACAGUCUCAAACAGUUUAUUGAGAAAUUGUGUUUGAUAAAGAAGAGAGACAAAAUUGUUGCAUGGAAAAGAAUACAACUGAUGGACUUGUGUAAGGACAAAAAAAAAUUGGUUUGAAAGUGUUAAUAUUUUGAAUUUAGGUCUAACACAUAAAUGAUAUUCCUUGUUACACAUUUAUUGUGAAUAAAUAAUGAGAAGCACAAUUAAAAUGCCACUUAUAAUAUAUGCUUGUAAAAUAUAAGCUUUUGAUCCUUUAUA
Molecule: messenger RNA, 1178 nt
Organism: Lingula anatina
Lineage: Eukaryota; Metazoa; Brachiopoda; Lingulata; Lingulida; Lingulidae
Product: anaphase-promoting complex subunit 11
Biological process (GO): anaphase-promoting complex-dependent catabolic process
Cellular component (GO): anaphase-promoting complex
Molecular function (GO): cullin family protein binding; ubiquitin protein ligase activity; zinc ion binding
Source: RefSeq, a predicted model, not a curated record